Messenger RNA from Hibiscus syriacus, 571 nucleotides. RefSeq names its product 28 kDa heat- and acid-stable phosphoprotein-like. Bases 89 to 565 code for a protein of 158 amino acids. The transcript is spliced from 8 exons. Lineage: Eukaryota; Viridiplantae; Streptophyta; Magnoliopsida; Malvales; Malvaceae. Gene Ontology annotation, molecular function: RNA binding. The record is from RefSeq and is a predicted model, not a curated record. Gene Ontology annotation, cellular component: cytosol.
UAAAAAAAAUCCCUUGCGGACACUCUCCUUCAGGUCCUCCUUCCUUCUUUUCUGUUUGCAAUCAGAAACACGGGAAAAAGAUAAAAAAAUGGGCAGAGGAAAAUUCAAGGGCAAACCCACCGGCCACCGCCAUUUCUCAACUCCGGAAGAACUCCGUGCUGGUAGCUCAGCUAGGCCCCGUACUUUUAGGAAGGAAGAAGCUGAAGUGGAGGAAGUAGAACAAGAAGAGUCUGAAGAGGAAAUAGAAGAAGAGCCUGAGAAACGGAAAGGGACCCAAGGGCUUAUUCAGAUUGAGAAUCCAAAUUUAGCUAAACCAAAGAAUGUCAAAGCUAAAGAUAUUGAUAUGGGAAAAGCGACUGAACUAUCAAGGCGUGAAAGAGAGGAGAUAGAAAAGCAAAAGGCACAUGAACGAUAUAUGAAGCUGCAGGAACAAGGGAAAACUGAGCAAUCAAGAAAAGAUUUAGAGCGCUUAGCCAUGAUUAGGCAACAGAGAGCAGAGGCUGCUAAGAAGAGAGAAGAAGAGAAGGCUGCAAAAGAACAGAAGAAAGUUGAAGCCCGCAAAUAAAUAGGU